Messenger RNA from Clonostachys solani, 816 nucleotides. The record is from the annotation of a GenBank genome assembly. Lineage: Eukaryota; Fungi; Ascomycota; Sordariomycetes; Hypocreales; Bionectriaceae.
AUGGCAGUUGCCCGGUUGGCCAUGGCGGCUUCUUGUGACUGCUACCUCAUCGACGGUGCAUACCCGACGUACUACAAGUCGCACGGCUUCUGGGAUUUCCGCUCCUUGCCCCAGUAUGCUGGCGUGCCUCCUGUCUUGGACUCCAUCGACGCCAACAAGAACGCAGACUUCAGCAGCUCUUUUUUCAACUGGGAGUCGGAGUUUGCUCGGUUUUGGGGACCGCAGAAUUGGGAUAACGGCGCUGAAGACUUUGUCAAUACCUCUGCUGAGUUUGAAAGCAUGGACCUUUUCGAUCAUGCCUCCAUCAGAAUGUAUUCGCGCUCAAUCGGUUCUCCCGGCGCAUGUACAGCCGUGUUCACCUACCGCGAGGCAAACUCUCUCAAAGAUGUGCAAGAGUCGGAUAUCGAGAUCUUGACCAGCGGCCCCAAGACAUCAAUCCAAUACACCAAUCAGCCGUCCUACCUUGAAGACGGUACCAUUAUCGAUGGUGCAUCCAACAACAUCUCUGUCUCCGUCCCCUGGAACGAAUGGUCCACGCAGAGGCUAGACUGGACUCCUGGUCGUACUACCUGGUAUAUCAACGGGGAUCAGACAUACACGCAGACCUUUCAGGCACCAAAGGAUCCAAACAAGGUGAACUUCAACGCAUGGAGUGAUGGUGGUGAUUGGACAGGCAAGAUGCCUGAGGGUGGGGUUGCGUAUCAACAGAUCCAGUGGAUUGAGAUGCUCCAUAACGUUGCCGACAAGGCCUCGUGCUCAAGCGCGUGCAGCAUAGACGCCGACGGGGCCAAGCCUGGAUCUCCAGUGAAGGUAUAA